Messenger RNA from Epithele typhae, 1299 nucleotides. Its product is annotated as family A1 protease. Gene Ontology annotation, biological process: proteolysis. NCBI's taxonomy places the organism in Eukaryota, Fungi, Basidiomycota, Agaricomycetes, Polyporales, Epitheliaceae. The record is from RefSeq and is a predicted model, not a curated record. The transcript is spliced from 9 exons. Bases 1 to 1299 code for a protein of 432 amino acids. Gene Ontology annotation, molecular function: aspartic-type endopeptidase activity.
AUGCCCCUCCACUGCGCAUCGCUGCCCCAGCACAGUUUCUCGGACUCGGCGUGUUUAUCCCUCCCUCCCCUCCCCGAUCCACCCGGCACCAUGCUCGCUGCUCAUCUCGCAUCCUUCAUCUUGGCUGCCGUCACCUUCUCCGGUGCAGACGCGCUCCACAUCCGGCGCGACUCUGCGCCCAUGUCGCUGCCGUUCGUCCGGCGGGUGAACGUGACGGGCGUGCCGAGCAUCAUCCAGCAUGACCAGGCGCGCGCGAAGGUCCUCAAGGCGAACCGGGCGGAGAUGCGCGGGUUUCAAGUGGUGUUCGUCGGGGAAGCUGACAGUGCGUCUGCUCCUGAUAAGGUCACCAUCGGUUCGCAGACCUUCGCAUUGCUCAUUGACACGGGAAGCUCCAACACUUGGGUUGGUGCGCAGUCCAACAACUCCCUCCAAGGUGCUAAGUCCGCCGGAGACCUUGUGUCUGUUUCAUACGGCUCUGGCUUCUUCACCGGCGCGGAGGUCUUCGCCACGGUGAAGUUUCCUAACGGCCUCACCAUAGCGAAUCAGUCCCUCGGUUCUGCGUUCGUGACUCAAGGCAUCACCGGGGUCGACGGAAUCCUUGGCAUCGGUCCCGUAGAUCUGACGUGCGGCACGCUCCGGUUCAACAAGAGCGCGUGCAUCCCCACAGUGACCGACAACGCAUUCUCUCAGGGACUCAUCUCCGCCCACGCGGUCGGCAUCUCCUUCCAGCCCACCACGACGACUGGGAACACCAACGGCGAGCUCACGUUCGGUGGGGUCGACACAAGUAAGUUCACCGGUGCGCUCAACUACGUGCCCAUCACAUCAACGUCUCCUUCCACCCAAUACGUGGGCAUCGAUCAGUCGAUCACGUACGGGACCGCCGACGGAACCACUGUGCUCCCGGCGACGAGUGGGAUCACCGACACUGGGACGACGCUGCUGCUCCUUGCCACUGACGCGUACAAGACGUACAUGAACCUCACCGGCGCGGUGCCGGACAGCUCGACGGGCCUGCUUUCGCUCACACCGGCCCAGUUCGGGAACCUCCAGAGCCUCUUCUUCCACAUCGGCGACACGCUGAUAGGUCGCGCGUCGUCCGCCCAGCUCAAUGCCGCAAUCAACGGCACGAGCAGCCUCGUGUACCUCGUCGUGGCCGAUAUGGGGAGCUCGAGCGGUGACGGCCUCGACUUCAUCGACGGCCAGACGUUCCUGGAGCGCUUCUACCACGUCUACGACAUCGCGAACAGCAGAGUCGGGUUCGCGACCACGCCGUUCACGUACGCGACCACGAACUGA